AUGUCAGAGAAUCUUCUGGAAAUCAUCGAUACCAGGCUAGUGAGGCCGUAUAAAUACCCGAGGAUCGUGUACAAAGGGUUCCUGUUCCAUUACCACAAAAAAUGCAACCAUCACAUCCGAUGGAAAUGUAACCGUGUUUAUUCCACGAACUGCCAGGCUGUUCUUCGAACGACAAUAGAUAUGGAAAAACCAACACUUAUUAAAAUCGAUCACUUUCAUGAACACGACGAUGACGCUGAAUCAAUUAUUGAAUUAAAAUUGAAAAUAUUGGCACUCCGUUCAACGUCCCAGUUUCAGAAUAAUACCAUGUUUAAAUCAAAGAAUGGUUAUCUUGAAAUUAAAUUAAAUGAAGAGGAUAUAGCUCUUAACAAUAAAAUGCUUAAAUCAAAGAAUGAUUAUGCUGACAUUAAUAUUGAUCAAAAUGAUAAAGCUAAUAAACUUGUUAAGUUUUGUAAUUCUUAUAAUAAAAAGUUUUUUAUUCAUCCACUUGAUCCUGAACGCAAACAUAAAAACCCUGAUGAACGUGAACAAAUAAUCGAAAAUAAAAACAUAAAUGAUAUAAGUUUCGAUUAUGAAUGUCCAAAAACUAGAAUUACAAGAAAUACAAGUAAAAAAAAUAAAAAUUCUCAUCCUGAUGACGUACAUAGAUACACAGAUGAACGUGAACAAAUAAUCGAAAAUAAAAACAUAAAUGAUAUAAGUUUCGAUUAUGAAUGUCCAAAAAUUAGAACUACAAGAAAUACAAGUAAACAAAAUAAAAAUUCUCAUACUGAUGACGUACAUAGAUACACAGAUGAACGUGAACAAAUAAUCGAAAAUAAAAACAUAAAUGAUAUAAGUUUCGAUUAUGAAUGUCCAAAAAUUAGAACUACAAGAAAUACAAGUAAACAAAAUAAAAAUUCUCAUCCUGAUUACGAACAUAGAUACACAGAUGAACGUGAACAAAUAAUCGAAAAUAAAAACAUAAAUGAUAUAAGUUUCGAUUAUGAAUGUCCAAAAAUUAGAACUACAAGAAAUACAAGUAAACAAAAUAAAAAUUCUCAUCCUGAUUACGAACAUAGAUACACAGAUGAACCUGAACAAAUAAUCAAAAAUAAAAACAUAAAUGAUAUAAGUUUCGAUUUAGAAUGUCCAAAAAUUAGAAUUACAAGAAAUACAAGUAAACAAAAAAAGAAUUCUCAUCCUGAUGACGAACAUAGAUACACAGAUGAACCUGAACAAAUAAUCAAAAAUAAAAACAUAAAUGAUAUAAGUUUCGAUUUAGAUUGUCCCAAAAUUAGAAUUACAAGAAAUACAAUUAAACAAAAAAAAAAUUCUCAUCCUGAUGACGAACAUAGAUACACAGAUGAACCUGAACAAAUAAUCAAAAAUAAAAACAUAAAUGAUAUAAGUUUCGAUUUAGAAUGUCCAAAAAUUAGAGUUACAAGAAAUACAAUUAAACAAAAAAAAAUUGACAUGAAUAAUGUGGAAAAUGACUUAACAGAGAAUAGUAUUAGGUGUUCUUCUUUCAAUGACAAGAUCAAAGCUUUUAACAAAGCUCAUAAGAAAAAAUUGCCAAAAAAACAAAACUUGAUUGCCAUUAAGAAGAAGAAAAAUCACAAACAAAUGAAUGAAUGUACUUUGCUUACUCAUACAGAUACAGAAAAAAAUGCUUCGAAUACUAACACAGACAAAAAAAUAAAUAAUAAUACUAUUAAUACAAGCAAAGAAAAAAGUUCUUUGAUCAGUAAUAUAAACAAAGAUAAUAAUACUUUGACUAGUAGUAAUACGUAUGAAGAAAUAAAUCCAUCAACUAGUAUAACUCAUAAGGAAAAAAAUACGUUGACUUCUAAUAUUUCAACUAGCAAUGAACAUAACAAAAUAAAUAUGUUAACUACUAAUACUGAAACUAUCAAAGAAAAAAAUGCAUUGAUUAGUAAUAUAAAUAAAGAUGAAAAUACUUUAACAAUUAAUAUAAAUAAUGAUAAAAUUACUUUGAAUAGUAAUACACAUAAAGAAAAAAAUACAGAAAUUACUAAAAUUCUUAGGCACAAUAAAAAAAACUCAUUAACUAGUAAUACACAUGAAGAACUAAUUACGUUAAUUACUAAUACUCACACUCCCAAAGAAAAGAAUUCAUUGAAAAUUAAUAUAAAUAAAGAUAACAAGACAUUGACUAAUAAUAUAAACAAUAAUAUAAAUAAUUUGACUAGUGAUAUACAUCAAGAAUUAAUAAUUGUAACUACUAAUACUAUUCAAAAAGAAAAUAACCUAUUGAUUAGUAAUAUGAACAAUGAUAAAAAUACUUUGACUAGAUAUACACAUGAAGAAAUAAUUCUGUUAAGUACUAGUACUCAUAUUCACAAUGACAAAAAUUCAUUGAUUUGUAGUAUAAAUAAAGAUGAAAAUACUUUGACUAGUAAUAUAAACAAUGAUAAAAAUGCUUUGACUAGUACUACACAUGAAGAAAUAAUUCUGUUAAGUACUAAUACUCAUAAUCACAAUAACAAAAAUUCAUUGACUAGUAAUAUAAAUAAAGAUGAAAAUAUUUUGAUUAGUAAUAUAAAUGAAGAUAAAAAUACUUUGACUAGUAAUACACACGAAGAAAUAAUUCCAUUAACAAAUACUCAUACUAACAAAGAAAAAAAUACAUUGAUUAGUAAUAUAAAUAAAGAUGAAAAUACUUUGACUAGUAAUACAGAUGAAGAAAUAAUUCUGUUAACUACAAGAACUCAUACUAACAAAGAAAAAAUUGCAUUGAUUAGUUAUAUAAAUACAGAUGAAAAUACUUUGAUUAGUAAUAUAAAUGAAGAUAAAAAUACUUUGACUAGUAGUACACACGAAGAAAUAAUUCCAUUAACAAAUACUCAUACUAACAAAGAAAAAAAUGCAUUGAUUAGUAAUAUAAAUAGAGAUGAAAAUACUAUGAUUAGUAAUAUAAGUGAAGAUAAAAAUACUUUGACUAGUAAUACACACAAAGAAAUAAUUCUGUUAACUACAAAUACUCAUACAAACAAAGAAAAAAAUGCAUUUAUUAGUAAUAUAAAUAAAGAUGAAAAUACUUUGACUAAUCAUAUAAACAAUGAUAAAAAUACCUUGAAUAGUAAUAAACAUAAAGAAAUAAGUACGUUUACUACUAAUAUUCUUAAUCGCAAGAGAAAGCACUCAUUGAUUAGUAAUAUAAAUAAAGAUAAAAAUACUUUAACUAGUUAUACACAUAAAGAAACAAAUAAGUUAACUAUUAAUAUUCUUAAUCGCAAGAGAAAGCACUCAUUGAUUAGUAAUAUAAAUAAAGAUAAAAAUACUUUAACUAGUUAUACACAUAAAAAAACAAAUAAGUUAACUACUAAUAUUCUUAAUCGCAAGAGAAAGCACUCAUUGAUUAGUAAUAAAAAUAAAUAUAAAAAUACUUUAACUAGUUAUACACAUAAAGAAACAAAUAAGUUAACUACUUAUAUUCUUACUCGCAAGAGAAUUCACUCAUUGAUUAGUAAUAUAAAUACAGAUAAAAAUACUUUGACUAGUUAUGUAGACAAAGAUAAAAAUAAUGUUAUUAGUAAUUAUUUAAAUAAAAAAAUUAAAAUGUUAACUACUAAAAUUCUUGCUUGCAAGAGAAAGCACUCAUUGAUUAAUAGUAUACAUAAAGAUAAAAAUACUUUGACUAGUAAUGUAGACAAAGAUAAAAAUAAUGUUGUUUGUAAUUUAAAUACAAAAAUUAAUACGUUAACUACUAAUAUUCUUACUCGCAAGAAAAAGAACUCAUUGACUAGUAAUAUAAAUAAAAAUAAAAAUACUAUAACUACUAACAUACCUACAAUUUUAACAUCUAAAAUUAAUAUUACACCUUCAAUUAAAAGCUGUGUGACCAAGUGUAUUGGUGUUGAGGAUGAUACUAGAAAUAUUGACAACGAUAGCGAUCAAAAUCAUACAGACCAUCCUGAUGGAGAUCCUAACUAUGUGACCAAUGAUGUUAAUUUGGUGAAAGAUAGUAUGAUAUCUAUUUAUUGUAAAGCAAAUUGGCCAGAAAUUUUAAACAAAUUGAGUGAUCCUUUGAAAGGAAUUAAGGUGUUUGAAAGUAUUUUAUUUAACAAAGCGAAUGAACGUCUGAUACAUCUAUCUACUAAAACUAAAUUAGAUAUUGAAAGUUUGAAAGACAUUAAUGAUGCUUGGAAAAUGAAGUUUGAAUGUUUGGAAUUAAAAAUGAAAUCUUUUAUAGAAAGUACAAAAUGUGAUAUAAAUACAAGGCAUAACAGUAUUAAAAAUCAAAAUCAAAUGGACAUGACAUUAUAUAAAAAAAAUGGAGUUUUAGAGAAAAAAAACAAUUCGGACAUAAACCAAAAAGUUUUUACAGACUUACACAACAAUAUUACACCAGAAAACUUCAAAACUCCAAAAUUAUACCAUUAUUCUUUAAAUAGUGAAAACAGAAAUCGAACUGAAUCUGUUACAGAUAUUAAGAAAACUAAAUACAAAGAAAUCAAAAUGAAUAUAUCUACUACACAAGUAAUAGCAGAUUUGAUUAAGGAUAUUCCACUAAGUACAACAGUUUACAUAUUAGGCCCGGAAUUGUUAAAAAGUAACAAAAGAAAAUUAACCGAAUCUGACACAUGUAUUACAAAAGCUAAAGCUAAAAUAAUAAAAACUCAACAUUCUUCUAUUCCGAAUUUUGAUCAUAUGGUUCCUCAAGGUACAACAGUUUCAAGAAUAAGCUCAAAAUCAUUUUAUACUAAACAAAGCAAUUUAACUCAAUUUGAGUCUACUUUAGUGUCUACAAAUGUAUGUCCAAAUACACACAUUUUUACUCAAUAUGACCCAGAAAUUGAAAUAUCUAAAAUAAUUGAAUCCAAUAUGAUUAAUUACUACGGACCUUCUACUCCAGCAUCCAUUGAUACAACUGUAAACAAUCCACAGGUUAUAACAACUUCAGAAUUAUGCUAUUAUUCGUUAAGUAAUCAAAAAACAAUUUCGACACAAUAUAACACAGAUAUUAAGAAAACUAAACCAAAAAUAAUGGAGUCUACUCCCAAGUACACUGAUUUAACUGUAGACAGACCAUCAGAUAUGAGAGCUUCAAGCGUAAGCCCAAAUAUGUUAAAUGGUCAAUCAAGUUUGACUCAAUGCAAUACACAGCUUGAGUGUUAUGAACCUUCUACCUUAGCACCCAUUGAUAAAACUGUAAAUAUUCUACCAUUUAUGACAAGUUCAAGGUUAAGCAUUGAAAAAAAUAUAUUCACUGCAUAUAAUAAUGGUAUUAAUUUAAUUUCAUCUACUUCAAUGUCCACUGAUUUAAGAAGUAAUAUUCCAAUAUUUUCAAGUCCAUCUCUGAGGGCAAUUACUCCAAAUGGUAAUCCUGCUUUGCUUGGUAAACCAAAUAUAGAGGUACUUGUGGUUGACAAAAAUGCAAAACUUACGGCAAUACAUUCAAAUAGAAUAAAACGGGUAGAUUGGAAGAGCCCUCAAAACCUGAGGAUUGUUCCACAAGGUAUUUCUAUCCCGUCACCACUUGAAAGUGCUAUUCUUCCAGUUGCCGUAAAACGAGCAUUAAAACCUUAUUCGUCUCCACCAUCUCCACCGUCCAAUAUCCAAUAUCCAAUGUUAAAUAAGCUGCUUACAAGACCGACUAAUAAAAUUCUAAAACUGGAUGAAAGAAAUACAUUAAAUACACCCGCCAAUAAUCGAAUGAGAGCACCAUUACCACCAACUAAUACAAUUAUGAAAAUAGAUAAAAGAAGUUUUAUAUUAAAUACAUCCUCCAUUUCUGUCAAAAAAAGAAAAAAGGUACCAUCACUACCACCUCAUACAAUUAUGAAAAUAGAUAAAAGAAGUUUUAUAUUAAAUACACCCGCCAUUUCUGUCUAUAAUCAAAUGAACUCACCAUUACCUAAUGUUGCUUAUGAAAGCACUCAAAUAACAAAUACAAUCAAUUCCCUGGAGACUAUUCAAUCAAAUUAUUCACUCAAUCAACAUAAAGCACCACACCAAAUCAAACCUGUACCCACAGCUAUUCCAUUAUUACCUUCAGAAAUAAUCUAUGAUUAUUCAGACGGGGUAUAA
Messenger RNA from Macrosiphum euphorbiae (potato aphid), 6033 nucleotides. Lineage: Eukaryota; Metazoa; Arthropoda; Insecta; Hemiptera; Aphididae. The record is from the annotation of a GenBank genome assembly.